ACCCGCCCCAGUGCCCACCCGUAACCACCUCCAAUCUUAUUAUUAUCAUCGCUUAAUAAUCCAACCCCGCGGGAAGUCGCGACACGAGCCAGCAGCGGCGGGAGGAAGCACGACGACGACGCGAGCCACCGAAGCGGAGGAAUCCCAGGCGGGGCCCACCCCGCCGCGGCGCCGGCCAUGCCGUUCCUCUCGACGCCGUCGUUCGACCUCUCCGCCGGCGCCGAGCCCACCCUCGGCCCGCGCUCUCCCCCUCCUCCCCCUGACGCCGUUCACCCGCCGACCCCGCAGCAGGCCGCGCCGGCGUCGGAGGCGGCGGCGCGGAGGCUGCGGGAGGCGGAGGAGCGGCUGCGGGAGGCCAUCCAGGAGCUCCACCGCCACCAGCACGGGGGAGGAGGGGAUGGGGAUGGGGACGGGAAGGGGGUGGAUGGAGAUGAGGAGGGCGGCGGUGGUGGUGGUGGUGGGUGGGGUUGCGGGCACGAGGGGGAGUCGUGCGCGGCGCACGCGGCGGGGAACCUGUGCCAGAGCUUCCUGCUCUCCUACGGCGUCCGGGUCGGCAUCGGCAUCCUCCUCCGCGCCUUCAAGCUCGCCCGCCGCAGAUCCUACUCCUCCCUCCUCGACCUCAAGCAACUGGUUUCGGAGAAAGAUCUAAUAGUGAGGGAGGAAGCUUGCCGGGUAGGAUUACUUUUUGGAGGAUUCACUGGAUCAUAUCAUGCACUUCGAUGUUUCCUUCGGAGAUUUCGGAAAAAGGAAACACCAUUUAAUGCAAUAUUAGCAGGUUCGGUGGCAGGCUUGGCGAUAGUAGCGCUAGAUGAUUCAAGUAGGAGGCGCACCCUUUCUCUAUAUCUUCUGGCAAGGCUUGCCCAGUGUGCAUAUAAUUCUGCAAAGUCUAAGAACAGAUUUCACUUUUGGGGAAGCCAUUGGAGGCAUGGAGAUGCAUUACUUUUUUCACUUGCGUCUGCCCAGGUUAUGUAUUCUUUCGUUAUGAGGCCUGAAAGCUUACCUAAAUCGUACCAAGACUUCAUCCAAAAGACUGGACCAGUUGCGGAACCUGUUUACAAGGCUGUAAGAGAUUGCUGCAGAGGUGGUCAUGUGGAUCUCAUUGGUCUCUCAGCCUAUUUAGCUAACAAGAAGAAUUCAAAUUUGAUAAAUUUAACAAAAAGUCCACCCAUUAUUCCAUGUUCUGUGAUACAUCCUGACAGAGCAUCGUGCUUGGCUCAUAAUGUCAGUGUCUCUUCAUCAACGUUCAAGAAAACAUUCCCUCUGUAUUUCUCAUUGACAUUUGUCCCAUUUGUUGUUCUACGCCUUCAAAAGUUCUUGGAAUCACCAGCUGCAACUUGUUGGCGAGCUCUUGUGGGUGCAGUUCGCUCUACGACCUUUUUGUCUGCUUUUGUUACAUUCUUCCAGGCUGCCAUCUGUUUGCAUCGUAAAGUUGCAACCAAAGACCACAAGUUUGUGUACUGGUUUGCUGGUCUGAUGUCUGGUCUUUCUAUUCUUUUGGAAAAGAAAGCCAGAAGAGCUGAGCUAGCUCUCUAUGUACUUCCCCGCGCAGGGGAUUCUUUGUGGUAUAUAUUAAUCAACCGCCAUCUGCUCCCAAAUAUUAAAAACGCUGAGGUGGCUCUUUUCUGCAUGUGCAUGGGGGGAAUCAUGUAUUUCCUGGAGUAUGAGCCAGAUACCAUGGCUCCAUUCCUCAGAGGACUCAUCAGACGGUUCCUGGCAAGCAAAAUAAGCAACCCGAGCCCACCGCCAAAUCCCAAUGCCUCCUACUCCUACCUUCAGAAGCUGAACGUGCUGGAGCAACCAAGAACACAGCAGGGCCCAGAGAAUGGCCUGACAUCAUCAGAGAAGUACAACCUGGAAGCAAUUCCCGGACUUUGAGUAGAGACGUCGCAUUCGUGGCAGUUUGAGCUUUCUUUGCUUGUACACUUUGAAAACCAACAAAUCCUAACCGUAAAGCAUCCAAUAUGUCAGGAUUUAGCAUCCUUUUGCACGGCUGGUGUGGUGUUAAUAUCUAUACACAAGGAGUAUAUAUAGUGUUCUAUUGUGUCCCUUGCAGAAGAAAAGGUUAAAUAGAGCGCACCAAUUUGUUGGGUGCGGAAUGAUUAGAAGUUCUUGAAUUGCUCUUAUCUAGGCGUUUUUGUGCAUGUUGAGUGUAAGAUACUCGCAACAAAAGGAGCUAUCGUAAUAAACACAGGCAUUCGUUGCUAA
Molecule: messenger RNA, 2205 nt
Organism: Oryza sativa Japonica Group (Japanese rice)
Lineage: Eukaryota; Viridiplantae; Streptophyta; Magnoliopsida; Poales; Poaceae
Source: RefSeq, a predicted model, not a curated record